UAGAACGAUUAGUCGGACGAUAGUACACGGCAUAUCGAAACUUGUGAUUGGGAACUUGUUGUUUAUAACAUUAAAGCAUCGAAACGUAAUAAAGAUGUGAUUCGAGGAAUCGCGCGAGGCGGUUCGACAGCCGCGAAAUUGAAAAUGGACAGAGUUAGAAACAAACGAACGACGUGCAGGCUGGACGAGAGGAAAGAAAGGAAGAACGGCUGAUCAGUAGCUGCGGAUGGAAGUAGUUGCAGACAUUAUUUUAGUGUCGGUGUGAACGGAGCAUGUGCGGAGUUUGAAACACGUGUACAUGCACGGUGUACACAUCGCCGGAUAGUGGCUGGUGUGGCUAAUUUGUAAAUUGGCUGACGAGUAGUUGCCGCUGGUCGAGCCGAGCUUCUGAAGCUUCUGCAUCAGCUUUCCAGGCCGCGUUGGCCAGAGAGUGAGUGCUUGCGGUGUGUAUCGGCGAGUCGCGUUCCCAUACCGUGAGAAUAAUUUUAAAGGUGAAAUGUGUCGAUAGUCGAGGGUGAUUUUUGUGUGUACUUUUCGGCACUGAUUCUUCAUAUUCCGUAAGUCCGUGACUGCGACGUGAGAGAGAGAGAGAGGGAGAGAGAGAUGGGGAAGUGCCGACUUCGAGGCGGAAAAGAACGCCGGUAAUAAUGAACUCGACGAUCGAUCAGCUACCGAUUCGACGAAUAAACCGUGGGUGACCAAGCAAAGUGGAAUAGUUACGUGAGAUGGGAAAAAGGAGGAUAACGAUCUUCCAGGAGAGGAUGACCUGUGACGGUGACGCUCGUCGGGUGGUGACAUCGAAGAACGUUUCGGGUAUUUUCAUAGUAACCUACAGUUGCGAAAGUUGGUGGUCAAGGGAGGUUUGAGACCGUGGUUAAAGCUGGAAGAGACGAGACGCGUUCAAAAUGGCGAAUCAGACCGGGAACAUCGAGCUUCUUCAGACUCAGCCUGAGGGCAGCGAAGAGGAAGUCGACAAGGAGUGGGAAGAGUUCACCAGGCUCAUGGCUAAGCUCAAGGGAAAUAGAAAGAACCAUCCUCACAGGCCAUCUCAGGCUUUCUACCCAUGUCCUCCGCCGAAUCCUGAAGAAGAGCAACAGGAAUUCGACGCCUUCGACUACAUUAACACUUUUAUGUAUGGACGCUACACGAAGGACCUGGGUGAAUACGCGAAAGAAGAAGCAAGAAGACUCCGAUCCCACGACAGAGCCAGACGGAAAUUGGACAAGGACCGUACCCACGAGCUGAGAAAGUCAAAGAAGCGAGGACCACUAUGUAGAAAACUAUUAGCUGUGCUUGCGUUCACAUGGAAACACACGGGGGCCCGUUUAGGCGAGGAUUGGGUCUUCCUUGCUCUCCUCGGCGUCAUCAUGGCCAUUCUAAGCCAUGCCAUGGACAAGGGCAUUUCACUUUGCAACAACGCGAGGAUAUGGCUGUACCAAGACCUGACGACGCAGCCGGCGCUGCAGUAUCUAGCAUGGGUGUCGCUUCCGGUGUGCCUGAUCCUGUUCAGCGCAGGUUUCGUGCACAUAGUAGCCCCGCAGAGCAUAGGAUCAGGGAUCCCGGAGAUGAAAACGAUCCUGCGAGGAGUGGCGUUGAAGGAGUACCUGACGUUCCGAACCCUGGUGGCGAAGGUGAUCGGGCUGACAGCGACACUGGGCUCGGGUUUGCCGCUGGGCAAAGAAGGUCCGUUCGUCCACAUAGCGAGCAUAGUGGCAACGCUGCUGUCAAAGCUGGUCACGAGCUUUCAGGGUAUCUACGAAAACGAGAGUCGAAAUUGCGAGAUGUUGGCGGCGGCUUGCGCCGUCGGUGUCGCGGCCUGUUUCGCCGCCCCCAUAGGCGGUGUUCUCUUCAGCAUAGAAGUAACGACGGUUUACUUCGCCGUGAGGAAUUACUGGCGAGGUUUCUUCGCCGCCGUUUGCGGUGCGACCACCUUCAGACUACUCGCCGUUUGGCUGAACAAGGAAGAAACCAUCACCGCCAUGUUUCCGACAAAUUUUACCGCCGAAUUCCCCUUCGAUCCUCAGGAGUUAUUCGUGUUCGCCAUUAUCGGUGUGGGAAGCGGUCUCGGUGGCGCUUUUUACGUAUGGCUUCACAGGCAGUACGUCAUAUUCAUGAGGAAGAACAAGAGCAUGAACAGGUUCCUUCAGAAAAACCGGUUUUUGUAUCCCGGAAUCGUCACCCUCUUGGUAGCAACGAUUUCGUUUCCGUUGGGCCUGGGUCAGUUCAUGGCGGGAGAUUUAACGACCCACGAACAGGUGCUCGGAUUGUUCGUAAACUUCACGUGGUCGAAGCCGGAGUUGACAGUUCUGGAAAUGAACGUCCUUCAGCACUGGUCAUCCGCGUACACAGACGUCUUUGUCGGUCUCUUCAGCUACGUGGCCUUCACCUUCAUAUUCUCCAUAAUAAGUUCAACCGUACCAGUUCCUUCGGGUAUUUUCAUACCAGUUUUCAAAAUCGGAGCAGCGCUUGGCCGAGCCGUAGGAGAAGGGAUGGCUCUUUGGUUCCCGAACGGCGUCAGAUACGGUGGUAUUAAUAGCGCAAUUACACCUGGAGGCUACGCGACCGUCGGAGCAGCGGCCUUUUCCGGCGCGGUAACGCACACGAUAUCAGUAAGCGUAAUAGUGAUCGAAAUGACCGGUCAGAUAACGCACAUAGUGCCAAUAAUGAUUGCGGUACUAAUAAGCAACGCUAUAGCGGCGCUUCUGCAGCCGAGCAUAUACGACAGUAUAAUACUGAUAAAAAAGCUGCCCUACCUACCCGACUUGUUGCCAUCAAGUUCAGGAAUGUACAACGUCUACGUCGAGGACUUCAUGGUCCGUGACGUGAAGUAUAUCUGGCACGGAAUCACCUAUCAGAAGCUCAAAGACAUACUGAAGGAGAACCGAAAGCUGCGGGGGUUUCCACUUGCGGAUAACCCGGGCUCGAUGAUACUCUUGGGCUCCAUCCAACGGUUGGAGCUGAUCAAGCUGAUAGAAAAGCACAUCGGUCGAGAACGGCGGCUUCAAGUUGCUCAGAAGUGGCAAAAGGAGGCGGAAGAACGGGCGAGGGAGGAAAUGGAACGGCAGCUCAGAGAACAGGAGAGAACCCGGAGGCCAUCCAGGUUCGAAGUCAUUCCGGCCCCCGAUAUUCUCAAACUUCAACGCCAGAGUGCCAGCGAUCUCACAACUACUGGAAAUGACGCGCACGCCUUCCACUCACCGAUAUUCGGAUCCCAGCCAAAGAAGUCGAUCCUUAAAAAGACGCACUCGUUCACUCUGAAGGGUUUCAGCCCUUUAGUAAGUCCGGCAGUAACGCCAUACACGACGGUAACUGGAGCUGAAAGCAGAAUCCGAUUGGCCUUCGAGGCAAUUUUCCGGAAAUCAGCAACCCUGCAAGACGUUGACCCCGAUCCAGAAAUGGGCUCGGGAGGAAGUGUAAACGCCAACAGACAAGACAGCACGGAUCUCUUGAACGUGCCUUCUCACCUGCAUACCCAGUUAACACCGAGUCCGAAUACAUCGAAGAAAGUUCAACUGCCACGCGAGAGGGUGAUCGACAUGUCGGCGGAAGACCAAAAACAGUGGGAAGAAAGCGAGAUGGCGCUCGAGGUCGACUUCUCGCGGUGUCACAUUGACCCCGCGCCUUUUCAACUGGUCGAGCGAACCUCGUUGCUCAAGGUUCACAGCCUAUUCAGCAUGGUGGGUGUAAACCAUGCGUACGUAACGGCGAUUGGGCGGCUGGUCGGCGUGGUGGCUUUGAAAGAGCUACGAAAAGCAAUCGAGGACGCGAACUCGGGUAUAAUGCCGGUUCACGGUAUGGAGACGGGGAUCCAUGGCUCGGAUUCAACUUUAGGCGGUGGUGAAUUGUCCUCGGAUUUAAGAACCCAAAUAACAAUAAACUCGGUAACAAAUUCCGUGACGCAGGAUGAUGACAGCGAAACAAGUUCACCGCACAAUCAUCACGAAAAGGUAUGAAGAAUACAAGGUUUAACGAUCCUAAUAUUAUACGCAUAUAUAUAUAUAGUUUAAAACCAAGCAAUUGUGAUAUAGCAUACUGUCCUAUAUGUAAUACCUACGAUAUAAAUCAACCCACGUUUAAAAACGGUGCGAUUACAAUUCAUAUAGACGCACAAUAAUUUAAUACGAUUCAACAAUGCAUAUAAAAUUGUUGGGACUUUAAGAGAAUAAUGAUUGAUGUACAAUGCGAUGUACACAGGUACAAUUAGUAAGACCAACGAGAACGACUAUUAUGAUGAUUAUACAUGAACUGUAAAAAUGAUUACCACUAUGGUUAUCGUUAUUGUCGUUUUUCGUUGUUAAUUAUAAUAUCGGUGCUCAAAUCAUGCUGCAGCUUUACACAGCUUUAUUUAGGUUUACAGAUUGAUUGAUACAUGUAUAUGGUGCCGGCAUAAAAUUGUCCAGUUUGUAUACUGUAUACAGCUAUGCAGGCAUGUCUGUAGUAGUAUAAGUGUGAGAAAUUGUAUGAUUGGUUAUUUUUAUUUUAAAUCAAACAAACCGAUGAACCCCUAUUAUACAUAUGUGCGGGAAAACCAUUACCAGUAUAUCAAUGCCAAAUACAGGUAAAGAAAUUGAAAUAAAAAUGUAAUCUUACAAUCUGUAUAUAAAAUAAGUGUCGAUUUGCUUUCUAUUUUACUUUUUUCGCUUCUUUCAUUUUUUUUUUUUUUUUUUUCUUCACUUCGCCUACAAUCGUUAAAUCCCUUGUUUCUAGUCCAUAACAAAAUAUAAAAUCGCACCACUGUUCACUAAUUAUUUAUAUAUCAUGAUCAUUUAUGUAUCAAUUUGUUCGUCUCCGCCUUUUGAAGUUCGUUUCUUUGCAUGUACAAUUUUUCAUGAAUAUGGUGAGUGAGAAAGUUGAAGUGACGAAAAAAAUACGCACACAAACAAUCGUUGAGAGAGCCAGAAUUUGCUUUUUGAAAUGCAUUUUUUCUUUUUAAAUUCUUUCUUUGUAAAUUGUUCAACUUCCAUUCACUUAUGGUCUGUGUGUUUUAUUCAUUACAUGUUUCUGAUUGUCGUUUUAUUUCUUUUGACUAGAAACAACCGAUUUUGAAGAUAGAUAUAAAACAGCCCACAAAAUAAUAGAAUGAUCAAGAUAUAUAAUAACAUGAAGAAGAUAAACUAUCUCGUCAGAGAUUUUUUUAUGUCAUUCAACGGUAAAUACCUGUCGCACAUACAUCUGAUGAAUAUUUAAAUCCUAACAUAAACACGGUUGUGCCAAAAAUUAUUUGUGUAUAACGUGCGCGUGUACACAAAUAUGAAAUACGUAUUGUGUGUAUAUAGGCACAGGUAAACACAAUAUGAUAUAUAUUAUUUCAAGUGAACGAUCAAAUGAAUUCUAGUUGUCGACGUAAUCGUUAUUGUAUAGAAUUUAUAAUAUUUAUGAAAUAGCGAUUACCGAUAUGCAACAUCGUUAAUAAUGAUAAGAAUUGUAAUAAUAAACCCUAAUAUACGAAUAUUGCCUGUACCCUGCAUACAGUAAUUAAUAGAUGAUAAUAUAAGUAAUGAAAUAAGUAAGUAAGCAAGUAAUAUUAGUUUAUAAGUCAGGGAACAAUAAUUAUAAGAUAAGCUGUAUCCGCUAGAUAUAAUUCUUGAGUAAAAAAAAAAAAAAAACACGAUAUCGAUGUAAUAUAUAUAUAUAUGUGUGUAUAUACAGGGUGAUUUGCUUCUCAUCCCAGACAAAUAUCACGGAAACUAUUAGAGCUAUGAAAAAAAGUUUGAUAUAAAAAGAAAAAAUAGAAAGGAUAGGAGAAAAUGAGAGGAACUUGCAUUAAGGAGUUGAAUGUUUGAGUAUAUGUAUAAUUGAUCUAUUAUUAAAAGAUAUGGAGAGUGCAGUGAGAAGAUGUGGAGCAGGAAAAAGGAAAGUGAGGUGAAUUUAGUUGUUGGCCGAAUGAAAGAUGACUCGAGAGUGAAUAGAUGGGAGGAAGGAUGCAAGGGACUGGCCAGUUGCAGCUUAGGAGUAGAGAGAGAGAGAGAGCGAGGUGAUGAUAAGAAGACGAUACUGGGUAUAAGUUAGCUGUAAGAGUGUGGGAAAAGAAUCUAGAGUCUGGAGGACGUAAAAUUGUCAAAUUUUUUUAAUAAAUUUUUCAAAUUUCCUCAAUUUUCAAAAAGUUAACUACUCGACCGCUUUUCCUCGAAACGAAGCAUCGAACCCCAUGCAUGGUUUAAAAUAACUACGAAUAGUGUUUUUGAUGUGAUAAAGCGUCUCCCAAAGCCCCUUAAAAGUUAAUGCCUUGUCUCAGCAACUGAAUAGCCGCGUGUUUCAAUUUCUGAAAAUUUUGUAAAAGACAAAAAAGUAAAUGUUUUUUUUACGUAUUUGAAUCUAGCUUCAAAUCUGCUGUCGACUGGUCAUAAUCUAAGUAUGGGUUUCCUAACUAAAACUACGAUGUACUCAAAAAAUCUCGAAAGUGGGGCAAUUCACAAGUCAAACAACUGUCUUUCCCCCUCGAAACCCCGCAGGUUCUGUACAAAACUUUAUCUUGUAUCUCUUCCAGUUUUCGAGAUAUUCGCCUGGGGCGAUUAAAGAAAGCCACCCUGUAUACGAAGCUUUAUAUAUAAGAGAGGAAGGAAAAAUUGUUAAUACGAUUAUACAAUAAUGAUGAUGAUGACGAUGAGGAGUAUCAAUUUUCGGAAAUAAAAAAACUGUGUUGAAGAAUAAA
Messenger RNA from Neodiprion fabricii, 6652 nucleotides. RefSeq names its product chloride channel protein 2 (gene ClC-a). The transcript is spliced from 12 exons. Lineage: Eukaryota; Metazoa; Arthropoda; Insecta; Hymenoptera; Diprionidae. Bases 906 to 3953 code for a protein of 1015 amino acids. Gene Ontology annotation, biological process: transmembrane transport; chloride transport. Gene Ontology annotation, molecular function: voltage-gated chloride channel activity. Gene Ontology annotation, cellular component: membrane. The record is from RefSeq and is a predicted model, not a curated record.